Molecule: messenger RNA, 1815 nt
Organism: Paramecium pentaurelia
Lineage: Eukaryota; Ciliophora; Oligohymenophorea; Peniculida; Parameciidae
Source: the annotation of a GenBank genome assembly
AUGAACUCAUCAUCAAGCAGUCAGCUACUUUAGAAACUCUAAAAUCUAUACUCAGGCAAUAAAAAAACAAGUGAACACUCUGUCUCACCUCUUUAACCUAGACCUUUUGCAUGUAGAGAAAUUAACUAAUUACUUGAGAAAUCAUCUCCUAUUCCUUACUUGUAAGUUAAGAAACAUGAUGUUGAGUAAUGGACAGAAAGAUUGAUUAAGCCUACUGAAAAAGCUUCAUGCUCUUCUUUUACUUAAAAUGAGAAUGUGUUUGACAUUCAUCUAUAGAAAUAUUCUUAAAUUUCAACCAUUUCCUAAUCAACUUUACCUGUCUUAAUGUAAAUAGAGAAGAAGGUGAAACUAUUAAAAUAUGCUAAAGAGAAUGAUCAUAACACAUGUGCAGCAAUAAUUGCAAAAAUGAAGCUUUUCUGUUUAGAUAAUGCACAAACGUGUUAUGACUUUUAUAGAAGUACAGAUCUGAUAUUACUAAAGUAUAUGAUCUUUCUUUUAAUACAAGAACUAAAUUAAAGACCUACUAUUGAGAAAUAAGAAAUUAGUAAUGAUUAAACAUCUUAAUUCUAAUCAAUGGUAAAAGAUAUCGUUAGUAUUGUGUAUGAAAUAAUAGAAGAAAUAAAAUAAAAAUCAUUUGGAGGUUCAUAAAUAGAUAAGUUAAAUAAACAAUUAACUCAAAUUCAGAAUAAAUUUAAGCCUGAAUCUAAUAGUACAUAAAAGUCAAUUAAUAAAUCACAUCAUCAACGGUUUAGUAGCUGUAACUUUGAGAAUAGUAAAACUCCUAUUUCAAAUAAUAAGAGCAAUAAGGAAUCUAAUAUUAGUAGUGAUAAAUUUAAAUCAAGUCAUUAGAAAUAAUAAAAUAAUGUAUCUGGUUCUUAAAAAAUAAUAAAGUUUUAAAUAGAUGAAUUAGAAUAGAAAAAGUAACUUAUAAAUAAAUUAAAUGAAUAAAUUUCUACUUUAUAGAAUAUAAAUAAAUAAUAAUAAGUAUAAAUCUAAGAUUCCAAUUAUUAAAUUACAUCAAUAAAAUAAGAAUUAGAAUUAAAAUAAUAAGAAGUAAAAUUAAUAGAUUUAUUAUUAUUUAGAUUGAAAAAUUAUUAUAAUCUAUUGAAGAAUUCAAAUCUAAAGAUCUAAUUCAUUAAGAAGAAAAAGAAUAAUAUAAUACUUUAUUUCAUGAAUAUGAAAAUGAAAAUAUUUAAUUGAAAUAAAGUUUAUAGCAAUUAUAAGUAUAAUAUACAUAUUAUAUAAGAAUACUUAAGAAAUGUGUCAAUCACAAUUAGAGAAUUACAAAUAGGAAACAUUUGCUUAUUAUUAAGCAUAAUGCAAUUAAAUUUAAUAAAUAAAAGAUAAAGAAAUUAGUCAUUUGAGAAAUGAAUUAAAAGAAAACUAAAUUAACAUUGUAAUCAAAAUUAUUAAUAAUAGAAUCAUUUAUUAGGUGAUGCUUUAUAUUUUGGGAAAUAAUAUAAAAGUCUAGUCGAUAGAAUUGUCAAUUUGAAACCUGAAUCUAUUGCUAAUGAUUUAACUUAAUUAUAAAAGGAGUUAUUUUAUUCUGAAAAUACUCUAAAUGCUAAAUUACAUGCUAUAGCUAAUUUUUCAGAAAAUUUGUAAUUUAAUAUUGCAUCAGAAUCAUUGUCUUAAAGUUAAUGUUCUAAUUAAAAUGGGAACUUAUAUGGAAUACCUAAGUCUAAUAUGCAAUAAUAUAGUGUCAAUAAAAAAAACUGUUCUUAAGAUUAUUUAAUAUCUGCAUAAAAGAAUUAAUUUGAAAUAAUGGAAAUGUUAUUGAUUUAGAGUUAAGUAUUAGAGAAAUUUUUAAUCUGA